AUGCCCAACGUGCUGCCUUCUGUGCUCUGCACCCCUGGGGCGCUUAUGGCCAACACACAACAGCACGUGUCACUCGACACGAUGAACCGCCAUCGCCAACCUGGGCCACAAGGCCAGUCGCUACAAAAUCCGUAUGCUCAAGUUGGUUACCAACAGCAGGCGCCGCAACAGUACUAUGACGGUACGAAUGGCGUCGUAAACGCCGCACCCCACGACCAACAAGGCUUGAACGGCGGAGCACCGGCUCCUUACACGGCGGCGAAUGUCUUGGUCUCACCUCUGGAACAGCGGCGACCACCACAUCUCUCAGUCCAGGUGAAACAGGAGCCUGUUGCACCAACAAUAACCUUCGACUACACGCAGCCGCAGCACGCUCCUCAGCAGCACACGCCGAUUCAGCCCUCGUUUUACAUGAACGGCUUUGAGAACCCCGCAACCCCUGGCAUCGUCCCCCAUGACAAUGGUGCUCAGAUUUCUGGCUUCCACUCAACGCCAGUCGACGGGACGCCUAUGCAUCACCUCGCAAUGCCCGGACAGGAGUGGCAGCAAGCUCAUGGCAAGGCGGCGUCAACAGGACCCAUCGCCAAAAGCCAACGCGGCGGCAAUGCCUCAAGCCCCGCCAAAGUACCGCGCCAUCAGUUUACGGCGUGCGGUGCCUGCCGCCACCGCCGCGUCAAGUGCGACCUUCGAACGCGGCAGGAGGAAGCCGAACGCGUCGCGAUUCUCGAGGACGCUCAGUCAGGAACCACCACCAGCACCAGCACUGUUCGCCGGCGCAAAGUGAGCUGUACAAACUGCCAAGAAAGGGGUACAAACUGCGUCGACGAGUAUGCGCCUCUCAAAGCCGCAAAACAGCUCCGCCGGGGCAAGCGUAUCUCCGAGAUUGAGAUGCUGUACGGCAAGUCGGCAACGGACGCCGCUCUUGCCUCCCAAGGCGACGACCUCGACCGCUCCAUCAGCCCCACUGCACCAAAGUUUGACCGCCUGCCUGAGUUGACACGCGAGUUCUUUGAGUCGUCCUUUUUGAGGCGAUUCCAUAUCCAACGUCCUCUUAUCGACCCCAUUGAGCUUGAGAAGAGGUACUUCUCCAAACCAAUGCCAUGUGCGGCUGCCAUGGGCCCCGAGGGUGCGGUUCUUGUUCACUGUCUCUAUGCUUGGGGUCUCUCGUUCGGUGUCGACGAGCGAGGUCAGCUCGACGUACCGGACGGCGGAAGCGAACCUAUUGGCGUGAUCCAACUCCACACCCCCAGCGAGGCCGAGCAACAGCGCCAACAGGAGCGCCAGCGGAGGACCGAAAAGAUGGCCCGCGCCGUGCGUAUUAUCCUGAAGGAGAUUGAUGAUUGCGGUAUGAUGCGCAGACCCUCCUGGGAUGGCGUUCGGUGCCUUCUUCUUAUUGUGCCUCUCUCGGAAGGCAUCCAAUCGUCGGUGGAGCGCCAGGCCAUGUACCAGGCCGCCAUUUCCCAAGUGUUCAUGCUGUGCUCUACCGAGAGCAGAGGCUAUGAUGGGUCGCCCGCCGGUGACACGAUCAACUCCUUGGUGUCAAAGGAAGUAGAAGACCGACAGGAAGCUGUUCGUGCCCGCAUCUACUGGUAUGCGUUCUGUCAUGAGGGCAUCCAGAUGGGCCUGCGUGGCAGCGAUCUUCGCCUUGGAGCCGAUGACCAUCCCAUGUCUACCGUCAACGACGCCGUCAGUGGCUACGACAACCACAUGGCCUUGAUUUCAAGCCAAAGUCUCUUUGACCACUCGCUGCGUAUGGCUAGCGCGAGCGUCCGUCUUGCUCUCGCCUGCCGCAUGAUUCACGGGGCACUCACAGGACCCAAGGCCCGCCGGCUCGAAAAGGUCAAUGGCAACGAGAUUCGCCAAAUCUGGGAAGCACUCGAACAGUCUUGGGAAGAGUUUGAGAGCCUCAAGCACGAGAGCGCAAACGCGCCAUUCCGCCAAACCGAUGAGGUGGUUUACUUUUCGGACGCGUGGAAAGUGUACCUCUUCGAGGCGCAACAUGUCAUUCGCAAGCAGUUGGAAGAGCGACUCGAGAGGCUGGAAACCAAGCCGGCUGGCGCGUUCCUCACGGAUGCGAACAGCCGAUCAACCUCACCAGUCGCCAGCGAGUCGCAGACCGAGAUUCUCAAUCUUCGUCAUCUCCUCGACAUUGCCCGCCACAAGUGCGACGACAAGGUGCGCAACAUUGUCGACUCCCUUCGCCUCCAUAUGUCCACUUCUUUCUUUGAAUGGGACGCCAGCAUGGUACGCGACGGCACGUUCUACACAGCCCAGUACCUAGCCAAGGAAGGUGGCUCAGACGAGGAUAUCGCUCUGUGCAUUCAAGGCCUUAAUGAGAUGCGCUGGUGCCACGCCAAGGCCGUCGACCGCUCGCAGGAGUUGCGCAAAGCUUGGUUUGAAGCGCGCUCCCGUCCUGUGGUCCCUUCGCCCGAUCCUGGCAUCGGUACAACCGGAACAAGUUCGCAUACACGGUCAUCGAACCAUUCCGGAUCCCCUUACAGGUCGCCGACGUUCGAUCGCUCUGGCUCGGCCGGUGACCUUCCCUUGAGUGCGUCUACAACUUCGUGGCCACCGAUAGUCAGCCCAGGCCACCCUAGUCAAGUGCGGUUUUCGCCCACGCACAAUCCCGAUGGCGUUCUGCCGUCUCCAAUCCAUCCUCAGUCUGGCCACAUGCCCUACCCUGUGUUCCCCAACACGCCAGGCCAGCCGCAGCCACACCAACAACUUCACAAUCAACACCAGCAUCAACAUCAGCCACACCACCAGCCUCAACAGGCGCCACAUCACCAGCCGCCUCAGUGGGAGAUGCCACACUCACAGCCUCCUCUCCAAGGCGGCUUCAUGCCCCAUCAACAGCAACAACAGCAGCCCUUCCCCCCCGACCAGCACCACCUCCAGCAGCAGCAGCAAGCGGGCCAGCCAGGUCCGCCACCGGGUCUCAUCUUUAACCACCACAUGGUCAACCAUGGCAACCCUGCCGGCCACUAUGUGCUCCCUCAGGAGGGCACAAACAUGUUCAUGUCGUACAACAUGCCACCUGGGCGGUAG
Molecule: messenger RNA, 3048 nt
Organism: Vanrija pseudolonga
Lineage: Eukaryota; Fungi; Basidiomycota; Tremellomycetes; Trichosporonales; Trichosporonaceae
Exons: 7
Coding region: 1-3048 (1015 amino acids)
Biological process (GO): regulation of DNA-templated transcription
Molecular function (GO): DNA-binding transcription factor activity, RNA polymerase II-specific; zinc ion binding
Source: RefSeq, a predicted model, not a curated record